Lycium ferocissimum is the source of this 2681-nucleotide messenger RNA. Its product is annotated as subtilisin-like protease SBT2.4. The record is from RefSeq and is a predicted model, not a curated record. Gene Ontology annotation, molecular function: serine-type endopeptidase activity. The transcript is spliced from 10 exons. NCBI's taxonomy places the organism in Eukaryota, Viridiplantae, Streptophyta, Magnoliopsida, Solanales, Solanaceae. Bases 18 to 2495 code for a protein of 825 amino acids. Gene Ontology annotation, biological process: proteolysis.
CCAUAGUUGUGUUAGCCAUGAUUUUAGUCCUCAAAAACUUGCUACUUCUCUUUGUAGUUCUUGUUUCAUGCAAUGGCGAAGAUAGAAAAAUAUAUUUGAUUCUAAUGGAGGGUGAUCCUGUUGCUUUUCGUCAGGUUAAAAUAUUUUUAGAAAAAGGCAACAAGCUUGAUUCAAAUAGCGAAGCAGCCAAGGCUUAUGCAAAUCAGUUGAUAAAAUCCCAUGAUGAGUUUCUACAAAGUAAUUUGGAGACAGGGAGCUAUAACAAGAUUUACAGCUUUAAACACAUCGUAAAUGGUGUUGCAGUCCACACUACUCCAUCUCAGAUUCAAAACCUGAAGAAUGCUCCUAGAGUGAAGUUAUUAGAGGAAGACAAGAGGGUUAAAUUAAUGACUACUUACACUCCACAGUUUCUGGGAAUACCUACAGUAUGGGCUCAAGAAAGAGGAGAUAAAAACGCCGGUGAAGGAAUUGUGAUUGGUUUUGUUGAUUCUGGCAUUAAUCCAGGGCACCCUAGUUUUGCUUAUGAUCCCACAAUUGAUAAUCCUUACAGUUUCACUACUACAAAUUCAACACAUAAUUUUCAACAUUUUUCUGGAGCUUGUGAAGAAGGUCCUAUGUUUCCUCAGACUUCAUGCAAUGGUAAGAUAGUAUCUGCUAGGUUUUUCUCAGCUGGAGCUCAAACUAUUGCAAAACUUAAUGAUUCUGUGGAUAUACUCUCACCCUUUGAUGCUGUUGGACAUGGCAGUCAUGUCGCUUCAACUGCAGCAGGAAAUUUUGGAGUGCCGGUAGUGGUGAAUGGCUUGUACUAUGGACGAGCAACUGGAAUGGCGCCACGAGCAAGGAUUGCAGUUUAUAAAGCUGUUUAUCCAACCAUAGGAACUCUUUCAGAUGUAUUAGCGGCAAUUGAUCAAGCAGUAUUAGAUGGAGUAGAUAUCUUGAGUCUGUCAGUAGGACCAGAUGAACCACCAGAAGGCACACUCACUUUCUUGAGCCUGUUUGAGAUUUUCAUGUUAGCUGCGCAUAAAGCUGGAACGUUUAUUGUUCAAGCAGCUGGGAACGAGGGUCCUUCUCCUUACAGUAUCAUCUCUUAUAGUCCAUGGGCUGUGGGUGUUGCUGCUUGUGACACUGAUAGAACCUAUUCUGCCACUCUUAUUCUUGGUAACGGUCUCAAAAUUGGGGGUGUAGGACUAUCAGGACCGACAUCAGGAGAUGGAAUGAUUCAGUAUAAUGAGCUGGUUUUGGCUAAGGAUGCGAUUAAGAUAAAUACCACAUUUUCAAGAACUGCAAAUAAUGGGGCCGAGGAAUGCCAAUAUCCAGAGGCAUUUGACCCUUUUGUCGUGGAAGGCAGUAUUGUCAUUUGCACAUUUUCAGCUGGUUUCUACAAUGGGACUUCUACUCUUACAGCUAUCAUAGAUACAGCCAGCCUUCUUCGAUUCAGAGCAUUUGUUUUUGUUGCAAAUCCAACUUACGGAGAUUUCAUAGCCGAGCCAAUUCCUUUCUUUACUCCUGGCAUAAUGAUACCAACAACUGCUGAGACAAAGAAUAUAUUGCAGUACUAUGAAAAAGAAACUGUAAGGGACAAGAAAGGAUUUGUGGUAAGAUAUGGUGGUAGAGCAGCAAUAAGUGAAGGAAGAAAUGCUUCUUACAAGGGAAGAGCUCCUAUAGUCAGUAGAUUUUCAUCAAGGGGACCUGAUUACAUUGAUCAGAGUAAAAAUCCUACUGAUGUACUUAAACCUGAUAUUUUGGCUCCUGGACACCAAAUUUGGGCAGCUUGGAGUCCCAUGAGUGUUUCAAAUCCCAUUCUAUCUGGCCAUAAUUUUGCUCUAAUGUCUGGUACAAGCAUGGCAACACCUCAUAUUGCUGGGGUAGCUGCACUAAUAAAGCAAUACAAUCCAUCAUGGACACCAUCAAUGAUAGCUUCAGCUAUAUCAACCACAGCCAGCACUUAUGACAAUCUUGGAGACCCCAUAAUGGCUCAAGGGUUUGAUCUUUAUAGCUUGUACACUUCUGCUCCUUUUGGUUUUGGUGCUGGUCUUGUCAAUCCCUCUCGUGCAAUCGACCCUGGUCUUGUCUUUGCAGCAGGGUACGAGGAUUACAUCAGUUUCCUGUGUUCUUUGCCAAAUAUUGAUUCCACAAUAGUCAAAACCGCAACAGGAGGAAUUUGUGGUCAGUUAUUCGGCAAUCCAUCGGACCUAAAUUUGCCUUCGAUUACGAUAACAUCCCUUACUGGAUCGCGAAUAGUACAUCGGACAGUCAUGAAUGUGGCAAGCAAAGCAGAGACGUAUCUAAGUGCAGUGUUGCCACCAAAAGGAGUAGCGGUUGAUAUUGAGCCAUCUUGGUUUAGAAUAGCUCCACAAGGAACCCAAGAUUUGCUCAUCACGCUCAAUGUCACACAGGCUCUUGAUGACUUCAGCUUUGGUGAAAUUGUUUUAACAGGAUCUUUAAAUCACCUUGUGAAGAUCCCACUAUCAAUUUUCCCUAUUUCUACAAUGUGAUAUCAGAAAAUGCAAUUACUAAGAUUGGUAGUAUAGUAGAUGAGUAGAGUUUUAUAAAAGCAUAAAGCAUUAAGGUAAUGGUCGGUUAUGAAGUAAAAUAUAUUAUCAGUGUACCCUUUAUCUGGUGCCAAGUACGUAAUAAUUUAGUAGCUUUGUCUCGACUGUCACAUAAUUGCACGAAAAAUG